UGAAGAGCGAAAGUGUUUCAUUGUUUUUAUUAAUUUAGUACUUAUUUUCAAGAUUUACCUAUUUAAAUAUGAGAACUAGCCACUCACAGUAUUUAACAAUGGUGGAAUUUAUGGAAGCAAAUGGAGAUUUAUCAAAACCAUCAGGCGGUCCACGAGGUCGCAAUUUUAUACAGAUGAAGUGGAAAGAGUUAACGGGAUUACUAAAUAGCGAUUCUUCAGGAGAUCCUAAGAGUGAGGACAAAUGGCGUAAGGUGUGGAGUGAUUAUAAGAAUAAUUGCAAGAAAAAGUGUGCUAAAAUUAAUAGAGCUGCUAGUGGCACUGGUGGCGGACCAGCGCUCCAUUUAUUAUUGACUGACCAAGAACAAAGGGUCAUGCAGAUAAUUGGAGUGCAGGCAGCUACUGGCAUGGAGAUAAAAGAAGCUGGGUUUCCACAAGAAGAAAUUUCAACUGAGAGGCCAAAUACUCAAAUUAUUUUAAAGGAACCGGAAAUAGAUUGGAAUACUCCUAGCACAAGCAGCCAACCAACAGUGGCUCCACCACCACCAACUGAGGCUCCCCCUCCAGUUAUUAACGAGGAAGAGGAGUGGAACCCUCCGCCACAGAAAAAAAGAAAGAACAAUUUAACAAAAAUGUUUUUAGAUAUAGACCGAAAGGCAAGGGAGUAUGCUUCAGAGCGUGAUAGGGUAUAUGAGGAAUUAGAAAGAGAUCGGUUGAGAGUUAGAGAAUUUGAGGUACGUGAAAGAGUAAGACAGAGAGAUGAAGAGCUACGGAUGCAGGGUCAAUGGCUCGAAUUUAUGAAAGAGGCAAUGGAAGCUUUUGUGAGGUUUAUGGAGAGAAAGUCUUAAGUUAAGCUUAAUUACUAUAUUUUUUUACCAAUUACUUAAUUAUUUUAUUUUAUUUUAUUUUACCAAUUACUUAAUUAUAAUUACCAAUUACUAUAUUUUUACAAAAUGAAUAAACAAAAGUAAAAUUA
Bombyx mori (domestic silkworm) is the source of this 973-nucleotide messenger RNA. RefSeq lists its product as uncharacterized. Bases 69 to 845 code for a protein of 258 amino acids. The record is from RefSeq and is a predicted model, not a curated record. NCBI's taxonomy places the organism in Eukaryota, Metazoa, Arthropoda, Insecta, Lepidoptera, Bombycidae. The transcript is spliced from 5 exons.